Microstroma glucosiphilum is the source of this 3316-nucleotide messenger RNA. RefSeq lists its product as hypothetical. Gene Ontology annotation, molecular function: zinc ion binding; DNA binding; DNA-binding transcription factor activity, RNA polymerase II-specific. Bases 198 to 3167 code for a protein of 989 amino acids. NCBI's taxonomy places the organism in Eukaryota, Fungi, Basidiomycota, Exobasidiomycetes, Microstromatales, Microstromataceae. The transcript has 2 exons. The record is from RefSeq and is a predicted model, not a curated record. Gene Ontology annotation, biological process: DNA-templated transcription; regulation of DNA-templated transcription.
CUGAUCCUUGCACUCCUUCCGGGUUCCUGCUAUACCUACUUCACUCUCGCAGGGCACUAUAUACUUCUAUCGCCAUUUCAUUUGGCAUACACUACCUGGAGAUCCACGUCAUAUACCAUCAAGGCGAAACAUCGGGCAUCUCAUCGGAUUCUACCUUUGACGCAAUCUAACUCGUGCGUGCAGUCACGUUCGACAACAUGGUAGCAGGAGGUCAAGCCGGAGAUCCCUCCAGGUCCGAUAGUCAGGCCCACUAUGGCUCAUACGACAGCACCUCUCGGAAUGCGGCUGCCUCUUCUUCCUCUUCAAACUACUCUCAUCUUUCUUCAUCUUCGACUUCGCCGCCGACGCAGCGCAAUUACCCCAACUCUUAUGCCCCAGCGCACACAGAAGGUCAGCGCACAGUGGUCUCAUCAACAUCGGACCCGCUGUCUCUAGACGCUGGGCAGGGCUCCUCCCUGCUUCGAGGUAGCGAAGCAGACAAGAGGAGACAGCGCAUUCAACAAGCCUGUAAGAGCUGUGGUGCAAAGAGAGUCAAGUGUGACGGCGCUCUGCCCUGCAAUACCUGUCUUAGGACGGGCGAGCAGUGCGAGUAUGGAAGGCCCAAGAAGCGAGGACCGCCCAAAGGCUCAACGAGGGCUCCACCCAAGCGCCUUGCACAGCAGCAGCCCUUGCAGACGCAUCAGAGUGUGCAGCAGAGCGGGACCUACUCGACUGCCACCUCACAUGGCAGCAGUGGCACUAGCAGCGGAAGUCUGGCGUCUCAUCGCGGUCCUCCUCCGGUGUCAACGUCUCUCCCUCCCCCAUACCGGUCCUUUGAAUACGGGCUCUCCUCUAGCCACUCCCAGCCCUCUCUCAGUGCGUUGCCAAGCGACCCACGACUCGUCUCAGGUCAAGUAGGUGUGCAACGACAGCCCAGGCGGCCAUCCCCUCCAUCUUCGUCAGCUUCGUCAUUAGGCAUUCAUCGGCCGUUCUCUGGGGGCGGGACCCCUCCCGUUCUGCCUCGAUUAUCUACAUCUUCCUUUGACCGUCAGCGAGGCCCUUUGCCGGCACCCUCUGUGCCGUCACCUUCAGCCUCUUGGCAUUCCAAAUUCCGAGGUGGGUCUUCUGGUCUCGUGAACCUGCCUCGGCUCGUACGUACCGAGACAGUAGGCUCCUCCGGAUCACGCUACUGGCCGGACAAUGAGAGUCAUCUUCAACGUGCACCUCGACGAAGCUCUCCUGCCUCAUUCGCACUGGAGCCGAUGGCUUCGACUAGCCGGGAGCCUCCGGCCUCCCCUUCUGCCAUGGGACCUCUGAGCCCUGCAGCCGCGCCUCCCCAGCACCAGCACACCGCCUCGAUAGCUCAAUCAAGUGAUGAAGAGGUCGUGCCUCGGCAACCUCCUGCGUCACUCACGGCAUCUCAGGACCUCGCAUCUGAAGGUGUGUUCCUCGACUCGGCUUCAAGUCUCGAUAGCGUGCGCUCGAGGAUGCAGCUUCAUGAGCCACGCUUUCCUCAAGAAGUGGAAGACACAAUCUAUAGAAAUUACUGGAACAUCAUCUUCGGGCACUGGCCCAUGCUCGUGAAGCGCAUGCUGCCCACGAUCAAUGGCAUUUCACGUGUCGAAGAGCAGACAGAACCUCUGCUACACAACGCGAUAUUGUCCUUGGCCGCGUGCAUCUGGAGCUUCUCGAGGGACGGGCCGUUACCUGCGGUCAAAUUCGGCGAAGAAGAGGAACCUCGAGUGCCUAGCGUCGAAGAGCUGUCCGAGAUCUACUUCACGCGUGCUCGUUACUGGCUGGCUCGUACCGACAACGACUCAAGCAUUGAAACUGCGCAGGCGCUGCUCUGUAUGAGUCUGAGAGAAGGUGGCUGUGGGCGAUCGACGCAAGGUGCUCAUUAUGCGAUGUCAGCAUGUAGAGUCGCGCUUGAUCUUGGCCUUCAUCGGCACAUGCCGACGACUGACGCAUCCCCAGACGAGCUUCAGACGCGUCUCCGUCUGUGGUGGUCGAUCUACACCUUAGACAAACUCAACGCCGCUCAACUAGGUCGACCUUGCGUGUUGCGCUUUGUCGAGACAGAUACCCCAUUGCCCGACACCGAUCAUCCAGACGAGCUGGAAGUCUUGAGCCCCCUUGGCGGGGCAGCUACUGCUGAGCCCACUGAGCAACCCGUGCAAGCUCUCUCCGGACUCGUUGCCGGCUCCGAACUGGCGGUCAUCUUGGAAGAGGUUUUACAACAGUACAAUGUCGCACAACGUAGGAUUCCUCUCCCCACAGAGCGCAAGUUUGGUAGUAGACGUCUUUCGUCAUCCCCAAUUGAGGCUUGGGACGUCGCCGUGAGCAGACUCCACUCUCAAUUGGACGAAUGGUACGACCAUCUUCCGUCUCAUCUCAGGCUACAAGAAGAAGGGUCAACGUUACCGCAUGUCCUGUUUCAGCACAUGUGGGCCUGUGCUACUCGUAUCAUACUUCAUCGACCCCACAUUCUUCGAGAGACAGUCAACGCAACGAGCCUGCCAGACUCCCACCUGAUAUGUACAGAAAGUGCGCUUGAGCUUUGUCGCCUUGUCGCAGUAUAUCGGAGAGAUCAUGGCAUCCGGAAACUUUCUGGUACCAUCUCCUACUGUGUCUUCACAGCCGCAUCGAUUCUACUCGCAAACAGUACGAGUCCGGACGCCAAGAUUGCGGCAGAGGCCAAAGUGCGCUUGAAGGAGUGCUGCGAAAGUCUUGGAGCCAUCGGUGGCACCUGGGGCAACGCUAGUGUUCACCUCUCUAUUCUGAGAAGAUUGGGCGAAAGCAUAGAGGCCGAUCUCGAUGGAACUGGGCUGCAGCCAGAAGAUCCGAGCCUGACCAGCACAAAGACUGCGAUUGCUCACCUGCUUCACCCUGAAGGCGUGACAAGCUCGUCGCGUAGUUCCACACGCGCUCCGGUCUUGUCCCGUGCCUCCAGUCAGCAUCGUGGCAGAGACACACCUGGAGUGUCAGCUCUCAAUUCGGAGCUAAACAGUGCCUUGAAUUCCUCGGUCGGCCUCGAGUCACGCUCGCCGGAUAAGCUGCCCGAGGAUAUCAUGCUUGCUCUCCGUGACGAACAGUACUGGUCACGAAUGCCUCUGUCCUCCGAGAAUGUUGAGGCGUGGAAUCUCUUCACCAAGAGCUAUCUGGAAGGGCGUCAAGCUCCUGACUACUAGCCUAUCCUAUUGGACUGCAUGCAAAUUGGUCCCAAAAAGGUCAAGAGACGGUGUCUGGCCGCGCCGAAGAGCGUCCACCGAUGACCAACGAGAUCUGGUUGAUAUUUUGCGAGGCUCGGGACUGCAGAUCUCAAUCGCCGGUCGCCACU